CAACAGAUUAACAAAAUGGAAAAUAAACAGCAGACAAGAAAGAAACUUAGAAUAAGUAAAAAUAAGAAGAAGGGAUGGAAAAAGACAGAUAUUACAGAAGUGGAAGAGUUUUUAGAAGACCAAAGACUACAAGAAAGGACAGGAGGUUUGGUUGCAGAGAAGAAAGAUGAACAGUUGUUUAUUGUUGACAAAGCUCCAGAGGAGGAACCACAGAUUCAGAGAAAGAGAAAGAAGAAAGAUACAAAAAUAUUGAAAUGUCAUUCUCAUUUACAAUUUGAUCCAAGGAUAAAACCUGCCAGAAUUGCACAUAAUCUCAGAAAACCUGGUGUAGAAAGAAGACAUGAACGAGUGGUGGAAAGAAUAAAAAGUGGAAAGAAAACAAAGACAGAAAUACAGGCUGAAAAACAAAGUCGCACAGAUCGUAGACUGAAAAGGGAAACAAGGAGGAAAGAACACAGAUUGUUUAAAAAAUCUUACGACUUGUGGGGCACUGAAAAUACAGAAGAGGAUUUACCAGUAAAGAAGCAAAAAUUCAAUCCUCCAAAACAUCACAGAGAAAAACCAACACUUGUUUCAGCUGUUGAAAUACCACACCCUGGAGCCUCAUAUAACCCAGCAUUUGAUGAUUAUCAGGCAUUGAUUGAGAAAGCACAUAAUGUAGAAGUAAAGAAAACAAAAAUAGAAAAGAAGAUUUACAAUGCAUUAGAUGCUAAAUUUAAAAGUUUAGACAAAGCAGAGUUAGAGAAAACAUGGUUGACAGAAAUGUCUGCUGGACUUGCUGAUGAUGAUACUGUAGAAGAUAAUGAUAUUGGUGACCUUGACCUUGAUAAAAUAUCUGUCAAUCCUCCUGUUCAAAGAGAAAAGAAAAAGACGAAAAUACAAAGAAAUAAAGAAAAGAAAUUAAAGCAACAAGAAAAGUUACAGCAUAACGAUAAAGUGAAAAAACUAAGGGCAAAUGAAAUAUUUAGAUUGAAAUCAAUUAAAAAAGAAGUAAAAGAAAAAGAAAAGAAGGUAGAACAGAAGAAAGAAGAAAGACUGAAAAGAGAAGCUAAAAAUAAAACAAAGACAAGAAAAAUUGGAAAAAUGAAAUUUGAAGAACCAAAUUUAGAAAUUAAAUUAACAGAUGAAUUAGAAGGAUCAUUAAGACUUUUAAAGCCAGAAGGCCAUUUGUUUGAAGAUCGAUUUAAGAGUUUACAGAAGAGGAGUAUUAUAGAACCUAGAGUACAAGCAAGGAGAACAAGAAAAUACAAACCUAAAGUCUUUGAUAAAAGAAGUCACAGACCAGAAGAGUCUUGAAGAAAUUGGAACAAGAGGAAAAUUGACAAUUCUAUCAACACGUGUCAACCAUGGAUAUCUGAACUGUAUUUAUUAAAUAUAUAUACAGUACAUGAUAAUAAAACUGUUUUUUUUUACUGCUGAAA
This is a messenger RNA of Mytilus californianus (California mussel), 1421 nucleotides long. RefSeq names its product ribosome biogenesis protein NOP53-like. Gene Ontology annotation, biological process: ribosomal large subunit assembly; rRNA processing. Bases 16 to 1296 code for a protein of 426 amino acids. Gene Ontology annotation, molecular function: 5S rRNA binding. The record is from RefSeq and is a predicted model, not a curated record. Lineage: Eukaryota; Metazoa; Mollusca; Bivalvia; Mytilida; Mytilidae. Gene Ontology annotation, cellular component: nucleolus. The transcript has 14 exons.